AUGCCAUCACCAUCAGCAUCGCUAUUGGGCGUGUUGGGAUUCCAGAUCAGCUACCCUGACCUUCAGGGUGUUGUUGCCGCUCAGAAUCUGAUUAGGCAGGUUCCAAUUCGUGCUACCAAUCGCCGUCACGGUAUUGAUCCAGUUAGCACCAUUAUCCAGCGAUACCUGCACUGUUUCACCCGCGAGCAAACCGGUACUCAAACUGCCGCUGAUGGUUUGCAGAUCGAUCGUCGUGAUGAAAUCGCUGCCGCUGAUACCAUCGUCAUUCGAGAACUUCAGAUUACCGAUGGCGGUGGUCGGUGCUGUAUGGUCAACCUGGUAUAACUGUCCGGUAAAGCCGCCAUUCAGCGGCAGGCUGGAGGUAUCAACGAUGCCUGUGCCACUGGCCUUGAGAUUCAGACCCAGGCUGCCAUCGCCAGUCAGGCCAGUGAUCCUGACGGUAUAAGUGGAAGGAUCAAGCUGGAUGAUGCUGCUGAUGGUGCCCGCUGCCGUACCUGUCGUGGCCAGCAAAAAGGCUGCUGUCGUGACGCCUGUGACUGCUUCGCUGAAUGUCACUUUGUAAUCUAUCGUGCCCAGAUUGGUGUUCUCAUUCUGGAUACGGGCGAUGCCAGUCGCGACUGGGGCAACAUUGCAGAACCCAUGGCAUCGGUCGCCCGUACAAACACCGUGUAAUUACCCGGUGUCAUGCUCACAGGAUUCUUGGCGACCAGGCUAUUACCUGAAAUCGUGAACUUGGCAUUGUCCUUAUCAUUCGUGCCAUUGCCUGUAACCAGAGUGAAUGCUGCCGUAUCACCGGGGUUGGGAUCAAUGGCAGUCAGGGUCCCCACACUGGUAUUGUCUGCAGAACCUUGCUGGAUAGUUGCGUUCGACAGCGUGAUAUUGGUUGGUGCAGCAUUGAUACCCCAAUACCGUCAUUGGCGCUGA
Messenger RNA from Stylonychia lemnae, 924 nucleotides. The record is from the annotation of a GenBank genome assembly. Lineage: Eukaryota; Ciliophora; Spirotrichea; Sporadotrichida; Oxytrichidae.